CUGAAAGCGACACUCGCUUUGCCAUUGGUCCCGACGAACGGGAAUUCGUAGGACACCGGCCACCAAACGGCCCUGAACUUCCUGCACUAAAGUGCGCGACACACCUAUUGGCAGCCAUGAUGCUGACCAAAAUUGUGCUUGUGGUCUCGGCACUACCACUGCUGAGCGCGGCCUUUGACCCGUCCGCCGCGGAGGUCACCAACCUGCCGGGACUCAUCGAACCCAUCAACUUCAGGCAUUACUCGGGGUUCCUUCACGGUGCCGAAGGCCGAAUGCUUCACUACUGGUUUGUGGAAAGCCAGCGCUCGCCAUCCGACGAUCCCGUGAUUCUGUGGAUGAACGGAGGACCCGGAUGUAGCUCACUAGUUGGGCUUGCCAUGGAGUUGGGUCCGUUCCGCAUCGAUCCCUCAGGCGUGAACAUAACGUUGAACCCGUACAGCUGGAACAAGAUUGCGAACGUGAUAUUCCUUGAGGCGCCGGCGGGCGUGGGUUACUCGUACGACCCCUCCGGAAGCAACUCUACUGACGACUACAACGCCACCGAAGACAACUACCGGGCCGUACUGGAGUUCUUCGACAACUUCCCGCAGUUCAGGCAGAACGAUUUUUACGUGACUGGCGAGAGCUACGCCGGCGUUUUCGUUCCUCUGCUAGCUCAACGCCUUCUCGAUCAGCCCCACGGAAUAAACCUUAAGGGUUACGCCAUCGGCAACGGAGCGGUGGAUUUCGAGCUUCACGGCAAGGCGAUCAUGUUUUUCGGCUACUACCACGGCCUAUUCGGAGACGACCUUUGGAACGAAGUCACAUCGAACUGCUGCAACGGUACUGUCUCGAAAGAGACGUGCGACUUCGCGUGGUACACCCAUGACCCUGCCUGUGUUGACCCGGUGAACAUCGCGUACGAAAUAAUUCUCGGGAGAGGGCUGAACUUGUACAACCUGUACGUGCCAUGCGACAUUAAAACACUACCGCGGGAACUGCUCUCGAGACGUCAUCCGGAGAUCACCAGCCAAUACGCAACUUUGCAGCUUCUGACCAAGAUGCUUGGUCUGCAAACCUCGGACACUGUCGUAGACCAUAACUGCUACAACCAGGACAACUUGCUGCUCUACUACAAUAGACGUGACGUCAUCGAAGCACUGCACGUUGAGCAAUCUCCUCAUGUGUGGGUGCCGUGCUCAACAAUCCUAAACUUCACCCAGCAGCACACGACUAUGCGGGAGGUAGUCCAACAACUGGCCGAAUCUGGCCAUCUCAAAGGCCUGAUAUACCACGGUGACGUAGACAUGGCCUGUCCAUUCCAAGGAGGCGAAUGGUUCACUCGCAGCUUGGGAUAUGAGACCACCUCGCAGUACAAGAUGUGGCACGUUGGACCAAUCAUUGCCGGUUUCGUGCAGACCUUCGCUAACAACAUCACUUUCGUCACCGUGAAGGGCGCCGGCCACAUGGUUCCCAUGGACAAAGCACAGGAAUCACUGGUGAUGAUAUCAAACUUUCUUUCAAACCGGCCGUUUUAAUGAAAAAAAAAAUCCUGUGGUGCGGAGUGAUAAAGGAAUGCAAUAAAAAGACUGCUCUCCGUUGA
Molecule: messenger RNA, 1582 nt
Organism: Rhipicephalus sanguineus (brown dog tick)
Lineage: Eukaryota; Metazoa; Arthropoda; Arachnida; Ixodida; Ixodidae
Product: lysosomal protective protein
Exons: 11
Coding region: 117-1517 (466 amino acids)
Biological process (GO): proteolysis
Molecular function (GO): serine-type carboxypeptidase activity; protein binding
Source: RefSeq, a predicted model, not a curated record